AUGGACUUCGCCCAACGGGUAGAAGAGCGUAAUCAGCUGGUACGCGGGCCCAAGGCCCAAAUGGCUUCAUUUAAUUCCUGGAAUAAGAUUGGCUCGGGUUCUCAAGGGCCUAGGCUAAGGAAUGGAGUGACGUUUGGUGGAGGAUCCAGAACGACAAACAACUCUGUGGCGAUAGGGCGACCUUCUGGAAAUUCUGAGAAGGCCGCAGUUUCGAACGGUGGGGCGGCGCCGUAUCGAAGGCUCACCGAUGCAGAGAUACGAACAAAAAAAGAGAAAGGGUUGUGUUACCGAUGCGACGGAAAGUACUCUUUUAGGCACCGUUGUCCCAACCGAGAAUUGCAAGUGCUCCUUGUGCUUGAAAAAGAAGAGGUUGCAGAGGAACAAGAAGAAGGAGCAGAGCCUGGGGAUGAUGAAGAAGUGGUGGAGCUGUCCCUUAACUCGGUGGUUGGACUCACCUCACCAAAGACCAUGAAACUUAAAGGAGUGCUGCGGGGAAAAGAGGUAACAGUUUUAAUAGAUAGUGGUGCCACGUAUAAUUUCAUUUCUGUCGAUUUGGUGAGAAAAAUGGAGUUAACGGUGGAUAAAAUCGGUGAUUACGGGGUGGUCAUGGGGACUGGAUUAUCGGUUAAAGGGGAGGGCGUUUGCAGGGGAAUUGUGGUUUCCCUGCAAGAUAUAGAGAUAGUGGAGGAUUUUCUGCCCCUAGAGCUAGGAAGUUCAGACAUAAUUCUGGGAAUUCAGUGGCUAGAGACCUUAGGGGUUAUGACGGUGAAUUGGAGAAGUUUGACUAUGAAAUUCAUGGUGGGAAACCGACAAGUGACAUUGAAAGGAGACCCUGGAAUGAAUAGGACCUCAGUGUCCUUAAAAGCUUUGCAGAAGGCUUUUAACAAAGAAGGGCAGAGGAUUUGGCUUGAAUGGAACCACGUGGAAUUGGGUACCUUAGAAAGUCAUUGCAAAAUACCUGAAGAAUUAACAGGGGUGCUUGACCGGAGAGCAUUAGUUUUUGAAAUGCCCGCCGAAUUGCCUCCGGAGCGCGCGAAGGAUCAUGCGAUCGUGCUUAAAAUAGGAACUUCUCUGAUUAAAAAGGAAGAGAUUGAGAAAUUAGUCGGGAAAAUGUUGGCUGCAGGGAUUAUUCGACCUAGUGUGAGUCCAUAUUCCAGCCCCGUGCUUUUGGUCAAAAAGAAAGACGGGAGUUGGCGCUUUUGCGUGGACUAUCGAGCUUUAAAUAAGGAGACGGUGCCAGAUCGUUUUCCUAUUCCUAUCAUUGACGAACUACUCGACGAGCUUCAUGAAGCGACCAUUUUUUCCAAGAUAGACCUUAAGUCAGGUUACCAUCAAAUUAGAGUCAAACCAGAGGAUGGACCAAAAACCGCUUUUCGCACACAUGAGGGACAUUAUGAGUUCUUAGUGAUGCCAUUUGGGCUCACAAAUGCUCCCGCAACGUUCCAAUCACUUAUGAAUGAGGUGUUGCGAGCAUUCAUCCGUAAGUUUGUCUUAGUUUUCUUUGAUGACAUACUUGUCUAUAGCCGGACAUUGGAGGAACAUAUACAUCAUUUGGACCAAGUGUUGGCGGUUUUACAGCAGCACAAUCUUUUCGCUAAUGCGAAGAAGUGCAAUUUUGGCCAGCAGUCAUUGGAAUACUUGGGACACAUUGUCUCGAGUAAGGGCGUGUCAGCCGACCAAACCAAGAUUGACGCGAUGUUGAAUUGGCCCUUUUCGACUACGCUGCGUGAUUUAUGCGGGUUUUGGGGGUUGACAGGGUAUUACAGAAAGUUUGUUGCUAGGUAUAGUCAAAUAGCGGGACCUUUGACAAAUUUACUCCGGAAGGAUGGUUUUCAUUGGACGGAGGAUGCGGAAAGGGCUUUUGCUUGCUUAAAAAGUGCUAUGUCUUUUGUGCCGGUUCUAGCUCUUCCUGACUUCACAAGACCUUUUGUGCUAGAAACGAAUGCUUCUGGAUUUGGCGUGGGUGCGGUGUUAUUACUCGGGGAGAAGAUGAGCUGGCAUGUUCAGUGGCUGAGCUGGCCAUUUUCGGGGGAAGUUAGAUUGUUUGUUAAGGGGAGUUAG
Messenger RNA from Morus notabilis, 2061 nucleotides. RefSeq lists its product as uncharacterized. Lineage: Eukaryota; Viridiplantae; Streptophyta; Magnoliopsida; Rosales; Moraceae. The transcript has a single exon. Bases 1 to 2061 code for a protein of 686 amino acids. The record is from RefSeq and is a predicted model, not a curated record.